Messenger RNA from Temnothorax curvispinosus, 3588 nucleotides. RefSeq names its product nitric oxide synthase, salivary gland (gene Nos). Lineage: Eukaryota; Metazoa; Arthropoda; Insecta; Hymenoptera; Formicidae. The record is from RefSeq and is a predicted model, not a curated record. Bases 137 to 3568 code for a protein of 1143 amino acids. The transcript has 14 exons. Gene Ontology annotation, biological process: nitric oxide biosynthetic process. Gene Ontology annotation, molecular function: calmodulin binding; flavin adenine dinucleotide binding; nitric-oxide synthase activity.
UGGCGCAUGUGAGAUGACGGCACGUGAGAUGCUGCGUUGUGUCAUCUCUGCGCUCUGUCCUCUCGUCCUUUCCUCCUUAUCGUCGCGCUUGUUGCCAGUGUGUUGGGCAGAAUCAGUUAAACGCUAAAACGCAAAAAUGAAAGACCACGACGGAACACCUCAUCAAAGAAAGCCAACGAAACUCAGGAAUCUCGCGGACAAGACGGAGGCGUUUGAUUCCUUGCACGUGAGAAAUGCCGAGAAAAUCCUUUGCACGGGCCAAGUCUGUCUUGGUAGCGUGAUGCAGCUGCCAACUCAUGGAACAGAUCCACGCACGAAAGAAGAAAUCUUGCUUCACGCAACUGAUUUUUUGGAGCAAUAUUUCACUUCCAUCAGAAGAUUAAAUAGCGAUGCUCAUCGCGCACGUUUGGAGAGUGUGCAGAGAGAAGUGAUUUCCACUGGUACGUAUCAGUUGACGGAAACGGAACUGGUUUUUGGCGCAAAGUUGGCUUGGCGGAAUGCUGCAAGAUGCAUUGGUCGCAUACAGUGGUCAAAGCUACAGGUUUUUGAUUGCCGUUACGUUACAACCACAAGCGGCAUGUUCGAGGCUUUGUGCAAUCAUAUCAAGUACAGUACAAAUAAAGGAAACAUCAGAUCCGCAAUAACAAUAUUUCCGCAGCGCACCGAUGGCAAACAUGAUUACAGAGUAUGGAACACGCAAUUGAUCAAUUAUGCGGGAUACAAAAAUCCAGAUGGUACCAUUCACGGUGAUCCUGCGAACGUAGAAUUCACAGAGGUUUGCAUGAAAUUAGGAUGGAAAGGGGCACGAACCAGAUUUGACAUACUGCCAUUGGUUUUAUCUGCCAAUGGGCACGAUCCAGAUUAUUUUGACAUUCCUAACGACUUGGUAUUCGAGGUACCUCUUAGUCAUCCCACAUACGAUUGGUUUGAGGAAUUGGGUCUCAAGUGGUUCGCCGUGCCAGCCGUGUCUGGAAUGGUUUUCGAUUGCGGAGGUUUAGUGUUUACCGCGGCACCUUUCAACGGCUGGUACAUGAGCACCGAGAUUGGCUCUAGAGAUUUAUGCGAUGCUCAAAGAUAUAAUAUGCUCGAGACAAUAGCGACGAACAUGGGUCUAGACACAAGGACAUCCACAUCAUUGUGGAAGGAUAAAGCGAUGAUAGAAGCUAACGUCGCGGUACUGCACAGCUUUCAAAUGAAGAACGUGACGAUCGUGGAUCACCAUACCGCUUCGGAAUCUUUCAUGAAACAUUACGAAAACGAGAUGCGUCUCCGAAACGGUUGUCCCGCCGACUGGUUGUGGAUCGUGCCGCCGAUAUCUGGAUCCGCUACGCCGGUAUUUCAUCAGGAAAUGGCGCUUUAUCAUUUGAAGCCCUCUUACGAUGCCCAGGACCCAGCUUGGAAAACUCACAUAUGGAAGAAAGGACGCGACAAGAAGGCAACGUCGAAAAAACCAAGACGGAAGUUUCACUUCAAGCAGAUUGCGAGAGCCGUGAAAUUUACGUCCAAGCUGUUCGGACGGGCAUUAUCGCGUCGAAUAAAAGCGACCGUUCUGUUUGCCACGGAAACCGGCACGUCCCAAAUGUAUGCGGAAAAGUUGGGAGAAUUACUGGGCCACGCUUUUCAUUCCCAGGUACUUUCGAUGGAAGAAUAUGACAUCAGUAACAUAGAACACGAGGCCCUAUUGCUGGUGAUAACGUCCACUUUUGGAAACGGCGACCCGCCGGAAAAUGGAGAGGUCUUUGCGCAAAAUUUGUACGCGAUGAUAAUGAACGACGCUUCUCUAAAAAACAGCGAGAAUAAGUUCAGCUUGGCGACCUCCAAGUCAUUUAUCAAAGCCAACAGCCAAACGGAAGUGAGCGGGUCGAAGAAAUUGGAUCGACUUGAUUCCUUGCGUGGUUCUACGACGGACUCGCAAACCGAGGAUACCUUUGGACCACUCAGCAAUGUCCGAUUCGCUGUGUUUGCAUUGGGAUCAUCCGCGUAUCCGAACUUUUGUGCGUUCGGUCGCUACGUCGACAACUUGUUGGGCGAAUUGGGGGGAGAGCGAUUGGCGCGUUUGGCCCAGGGUGACGAGAUGUGUGGUCAGGAGCAGACCUUUCGGAAAUGGGCGGGUGAUAUCUUUGCGAUCGCGUGCGAAACCUUUUGCUUGGACGACGACGAUACGUUAUUGGAAGUAGCCUUGUCUCUGGGUUCCGAAGCAUUGUCCGCGGCCACAGUCCGUUUUGUAGAAGCGGCGCCUCAACCGAUCGCCAAAGCAUUAAACAAAUGCCAUAACAGAAACGUGACAAUGUGCACGAUGCUUCGAAGGACCAACUUGAGCCGCGAUGAGUCCAGCGGUACGACAUUGCUUCUGGAACUGGACGACAUAGUGGGCAUGGAUAUUUCUUAUAAACCCGGAGAUCACUUGGGUGUGUUUGCGUGCAAUCGUGCGAAUCUCGUGGAGAAAAUCUUGCACCGUGUGCAGUCUACUUUCGAUCCUGAUACCUCCAUCGAACUGCAAAUGCAGAAACAAGCACAUACUCCUAAUGGAAUUGUAAAAACGUGGAUACCUCACGACAGAUAUUUACCGAAUUCCUUCAGGAUGUUGUUGACUCGAUUUCUGGAUAUCACGACGCCGCCUACGCCGAAUCUGUUGAGAUACUUUGCCUCGAUAGCUACAAACGCAAAAGAACGGACGCAGCUUGAUCUUCUGGCCUCUGAUCCAGCGGCUUACGAGGAUUGGAGACAUUGGAAGUAUCCUAAUUUGGCCGAAGUUUUGGAUGAAUUUCCAUCUGUGACUCCAUUUGCUCCAUUGCUUCUGCUUCAUCUAACUCCCUUACAACCGAGAUUCUACAGCAUUUCAUCAGCUCCACAUGUACACCAGGGACAAAUACACCUGACAGUCGCAGUGGUGCAAUAUCAAGCGCAAAACGGCUCUGGGCCAGUACAUUUCGGCGUUUGCUCCAAUUAUCUGCGGGAAAUAUCUGAGGGAGAGUUGCUGUAUGUGUUUGUGCGAAGCGCACCAAACUUUUACAUGCCGACGGAAACUGAAGCACCAAUGAUAUUAGUGGGACCAGGCACUGGAAUUGCCCCUUUCCGAGGUUUCUGGCAUCAUCGAUUUGCUCAGAUGAAACUUGAGCAGAAUCAAAAAUUCGGCAAGAUUUGGCUCUUCUUUGGUUGUCGUCAGAGAACGUUGGAUCUAUACAGACAAGAGAAGAAAGAAAUGUUGGAGGCCGGUGUUUUGGAUAAAGUGUUUUUAGCAUUGUCCCGAGAGCCCGGUAUUAAGAAGACCUAUGUGCAAGAUUUGAUCCAAGCGGAAGCGCCUCAAAUUUACACAAUGGUGGUAUAUGAGCGCGGCCAUUUCUACGUUUGCGGUGACUGCACGAUGGCGGAAGACGUUUAUCAGACCUUAAAACAGAUCAUACAAACGCAUAGCCGAAUGACGGACAAAGAAGUCGAGGCAUAUAUGUUAUCACUGAGGGAUGAAAAUCGUUACCACGAAGACAUAUUCGGUAUAACAUUACGCACCGCUGAGGUACACAAUCGAUCGCGUGAGACCGCAAGGAUUCGGAUGGCCGCCGAACCGUGAAAAUAUUAAACUGAUAAAGC